CGCAUGCGCCCGGCGUUGCCUCACUGAAAAAGACUACAAUCUCCAGAGAUACUUGCGGCAUCUCGCGCAAAAGUCCGUGGUUGAAAGUGGCAAAGGGGCCCAGACCGGAGGAAGUUAGGACUCCACUGGGGCGUGGUUGUUUGUGAUCCUUGCAUCUGUCACUUAGGGUCAGGACUUGGGUCUUGCCCCAGACCCUCGGAAGACCGGCCCUAGCGCAACUAUGAACUUGGAGCGGGUGUCCAACGAGGAGAAGUUGAACCUCUGCCGGAAGUACUACCUGGGUGGGUUUGCCUUCCUGCCUUUUCUCUGGUUGGUCAACAUUUUCUGGUUCUUUCGAGAGGCCUUCAUUGUCCCGGCAUACACGGAGCAGAGCCAAAUCAAAGGCUAUGUCUGGCGCUCAGCUGUGGGCUUCUUCUUGUGGGUGAUUGUACUCUCCACCUGGAUCACUAUCUUCCAGAUCUACCGGCCACGUUGGGGCGCCCUUGGGGACUACCUCUCCUUCACCAUACCCCUGGGUACCCCCUGACAGCUUCUUCUGUACAGGCAUGAGAACCAGGAUGGGCUCCUCUACUCCAAGCCCACUCUCAAGCCCUCAAGACUUGUUCCUGUCUCCUAUGUUCUCUGCUGACAUCUCCCAAUAAAGGACCCUAAUUCUCAA
This is a messenger RNA of Dama dama (fallow deer), 658 nucleotides long. It is a transcript of the gene PSENEN, whose product is annotated as presenilin enhancer, gamma-secretase subunit. The transcript is spliced from 4 exons. NCBI's taxonomy places the organism in Eukaryota, Metazoa, Chordata, Mammalia, Artiodactyla, Cervidae. Gene Ontology annotation, biological process: Notch receptor processing. The coding region runs from base 221 to 526 and encodes 101 amino acids. The record is from RefSeq and is a predicted model, not a curated record. Gene Ontology annotation, cellular component: gamma-secretase complex.